Messenger RNA from Emericellopsis cladophorae, 1482 nucleotides. Its product is annotated as COP9 signalosome complex subunit-like protein. Gene Ontology annotation, molecular function: protein binding. Gene Ontology annotation, biological process: ubiquitin-dependent protein catabolic process. Gene Ontology annotation, cellular component: COP9 signalosome. Bases 1 to 1482 code for a protein of 493 amino acids. NCBI's taxonomy places the organism in Eukaryota, Fungi, Ascomycota, Sordariomycetes, Hypocreales, Bionectriaceae. The record is from RefSeq and is a predicted model, not a curated record. The transcript is spliced from 3 exons.
AUGGAGCAAGAUUUUGGCCUCCUCGCGAGCUUUCCUCCGCCUGUGGAGCUCCACAUCGAAGACCAACAUCUCGAUCAUGCGGCCAAAGAAUAUAUCAGGGAGCUGAACCUGAACAAAGCUGAACUCAAGAAGGCAGUCAUUUCGAAUCAUGCGGGAGCAAUAGAGAUUGCUGAUCCCGCGACAAACACCAUCGGCUGUUGCUUCGUUGCCUCGAUUCUGAUUGAUGCUCUCCGGUCUAAGGACUCCUCGGCGAUUGAGCCAGCAGCGGUACACCAAGUACUCUUCAACUUUCUUUCGCGCUUCGAUGUUCUUCAAGUCCGUUAUGUCGGCUCGCUUUUCCGCUCAAUAUUGGAAGAGGUGUGCACCGCGAGGUUUUUUUCGCCACUUUUCACUGUUGAACUCGUGAGUGCGGCUAUCUUCCGUCUAGAUCCUAGUGGUUCCGUUUACACUUCGGCGUACCUGCCGGUGGCCAAGCUAGCUCUCGCCGAGGACUGCGUCGACGCUGUUUUACCCAUAAUCGACCGCGAUCUCACAUUCUUCCCUGGCGCGCCCACUAUGCGCCACGGCCGACCGCUCUUCGACGCCGCGCUACCACCACCAUAUUACAUCACGAAAUCUACUGGCCUGACCGACGACGUUGAACCGGCUCAUGUGCUCGAGUACUACUACGUGAGCGGACUCCUGUACAUCACGAGACGGGAUUGGACCAAGGCGCGCAAAGCCUUUGAGCGCGCCGUGACGUAUCCCGGGAAAGAUCGCGGGGUUAGCAGAAUCUCUUUGGCGGCAUACAAAAGGUGGCUCUUGGUCGGGUUGCUAGCAGAUGGCGCGGCUCCUACCCUGCCAAACUAUACCUUGAGCUGGACGAAGCAUUCAUUUCCUCGACUGUGCGCUACUUACACGAACCUCACCGAAUCCUUCCUCGCUGGCACGUCGGAAACUCUCACGAGCACGGUGUCUUCGAAUGCUGCAACCUGGGAAGAGGACGGCACGCAAUCGCUGGUUGCUGAGGUGGUCGACGCCUAUCAGCGGUGGCUUAUUGUCAAACUCCGCCAUGUAUACUCACGGCUCCCGAUUUCGCAGAUCCAGAAGGAGAUAACGCGCGCACUGACGAGCUUGAACGCAGGGGAUGUGAUAGCGUUACUGGAGUCGAUGAUUGAUUCAGGAUCGCUCAAGGCUGAGCUGCGAAGAGGAGCGGCUGGAGAGGAAGACUACCUCAUCUUCCAGGAAGACAGAGCUCUGCUUUCGGAAGCGGACUUUGCGCGCGAAAUUGCCCAAUCACACCACACAAUUACGUCACUGACAGAGGAAUACAAGCUUGUGAACGAACGCCUCAGCACGAAUCGCGAGUACGUGAGCCACAUGGCCAGGGAGACGAAGCGGGCCGAGAAGGAGAAGGAGAAUUUGAUGGGCGAUUUCGAGGAAAACCUCGAGGACGAUGAAGAUCUGAUGACGGGCGCCAUGCAGGUCGAUAACACCGAUUAA